UGCUUAGCUGGCUGAGCAAGUCCUGAGGCUACAAUUGACAGGCAGACCCUGGAGCCUCCCGGAGGGGGCCGAGCUCUGAUGGGGGUGCCCCCCUGCCCAGGAAGAGGAACCCUGCAACGGCGGCAGCCAGGUCUCAGCCCCCCACUCCUGGUCCUGGAGUCCAAGGUUAGCUCAGGCCAGGCGGACGCUCCAGCCGCUGAGCCAAACCGGCCAGGGCAGUCUUGUCAUUUCUUACAUCUCUUGACACAUGCAAGCAGCACUGACAUUUUCACAUUUGCUGAAUGUAUGCAAGAAGCAGGGCAGCUCCCUGGCUCAAGAGCAAAUGGCCAGAGGACCUGGAAGACCAGAAGACAAUUCCUGGCCAUUCAGCAUGGUGUCCCAGGGAUCCUCACCCUCCCUUCUGGAGGCCCUGAGCAGCGACUUCCUGGCCUGUAAAAUCUGCCUAGAGCAGCUGCGGGCACCCAAAACCUUGCCCUGCCUGCAUACCUACUGCCAGGAUUGCCUAGCCCAGCUGGCCAAGGGCGGCCACCUCCGAUGCCCUGAGUGCCGCGAGACUGUACCUGUGCCAGCAGCAGGCGUGGCUGCCUUCAAGACCAACUUCUUUGUCAACGGGCUCCUGGAUUUGGUGAGGGCCCGGGCCGGUGGAGACCUGCACGCAGGAAAGCCAGCCUGUGCACUGUGCCCCCUGAUGGGGGGCACCAGCGCUGGGGGGCCAGCCACAGCUCGGUGCCUGGACUGUGCUGAUGACUUGUGCCAGGCCUGUGCCGAUGGGCACCGCUGCACCCGGCAGACUCACACCCACCGAGUGGUGGACCUGGUGGGCUACAGGGCAGGGUGGUAUGACGAGGAGGCCCGGGAGCGCCAGGCAGCCCAGUGUCCCCAGCACCCAGGGGAGGCUCUGCGCUUCCUGUGUCAGCCCUGUUCCCAGCUGCUGUGCCGAGAGUGUCGCCUGGACCCACACCUGGACCACCCCUGCCUGCCCCUGGCUGAAGCUGUGCGUGCCCGGAGACCAGGCCUUGAGGAGUUACUAGCGGGAGUGGACAAAAACCUGGCUGAGCUAGAAGCUUCCCGGAUGGUGGAAAAGGAAGCCUUAGCUUGUUUACGGGAGCAGGCAGCCAGAGUGGGGACACAAGUAGAGGAAGCUGCUGAGGGGGUUCUCCGGACCCUCCUGGCCCAGAAGAAGGAGGUGCUGGGGCAGCUACGGGCCCAUGUGGAGGCUGCCGAGGAGGCUGCUCGGGAGAGGCUGGGGGAGCUGGAGGGCAGGGAGCAGGUGGCUAGGGCGGCAGCUGCCUUUGCCCGUCGGGUGCUCAGCCUGGGUCGCGAGGCUGAGAUACUUUCGCUGGAGGGGGCGAUUGCUCAGAGGCUCCAGCAGCUGCAGGGUUGUCCCUGGAUGCCUGGACCAGCCCCCCAUCUGCUGCCCCAGCUAGAGCUCCAUCCUGGGCUUCUGGACAAGAACUGCCACCUGCUAUGGCUCUCCUUUGAGAAUCAGCAGCCCCAGAAGGACAGUGGGAAAGAUGGAGCUGGUAGCCAGGGAGGUGAAGAAACUCAGAGCCCCAGAGAGGAUGGAGCCAAGACAGAGAAACAAAGUGCAGUCCAGCCCCAGAGUAGGGAUGGAGUCCAGACCCCAAAGGAGAACAGAGCCCAGUCGCCUCAGGAAGAUGGAGCCCAGAUCCCAAAGGCAGAGAGAGCCCAGACCCCCAAAGAGAGCAGAUCCCAGAUGCCCCAAGAAGACAGAGAAGCCCAGACUGCAGUGGGCUGCAGAUCCAACAAGAAGAGGAAGUUCAAAGGCAGGCUGAAGUCAAUUUCCCGGGAGCCCAGCCCUGCGCCUGGGCCAAACCUGGAGGGUUCUGGCCUCCUUCCCAGGCCUAUCUUUUCCUGCAGCUUUCCCACACGGAUGCCGGGAGACAAGCGGUCUCCCCGGAUCACUGGGCUCUGUCCCUUUGGCCCCCGGGAGAUCCUGGUGGCAGAUGAACAGAACAGGGCUCUGAAACGCUUCUCCCUUAAUGGCGACUACAAAGGCGCUGUACCUGUUCCUGAGGGCUGCUCCCCAUGCAGCGUGGCCGCCUUGCAGGGUGCGGUGGCCUUCUCAGCUGGGGCUCGGCUCUACCUCAUAAGCCCCGAUGGUGAGGUGCAGUGGCGCCGGGCCCUGAGCCUCUCCCAGGCCAGCCAUGCUGUGGCUGCAAUGCCGAGCGGGGACCGGGUGGCUGUCAGCGUGUCAGGCCACGUGGAGGUGUACAACAUGGAAGGCAGCUUGGCCACCCGCUUUAUACCAGGUGGCAAGGCCAACCGGGGCCUUCGGGCACUGGUGUUUCUGACCACCAGUCCCCAGGGCAAUUUCGUGGGGUCAGAUUGGCAGCAGAAUAGUGUGGUGGUCUGUGAUGGGCUGGGUCAGGUGAUUGGGGAGUAUGGAGGGCCAGGCUUGCAUGGCUGCCAGCCAGGCUCCGUGUCUGUGGAUAAGAGGGGCUACAUUUUUUUGACCCUUCGCGAGGUCAACAAGGUGGUGAUCCUGGACCCAAAGGGGUCACUGCUAGGCGACUUCCUGACAGCCUAUCAUGGCCUGGAAAAGCCCCGGGUGACCACCAUGGUGGAUGGCAGGUACCUGGUUGUGUCCCUCAGUAAUGGGACCAUCCACAUCUUUCGGGUUCGUUCUCCUGACAGUUAA
This is a messenger RNA of Molossus molossus (Pallas's mastiff bat), 2662 nucleotides long. It is a transcript of the gene TRIM56, whose product is annotated as tripartite motif containing 56. The coding region runs from base 248 to 2662 and encodes 804 amino acids. Gene Ontology annotation, molecular function: ubiquitin-protein transferase activity; zinc ion binding. Gene Ontology annotation, cellular component: chromatin; nucleoplasm. The transcript has 4 exons. The record is from RefSeq and is a predicted model, not a curated record. NCBI's taxonomy places the organism in Eukaryota, Metazoa, Chordata, Mammalia, Chiroptera, Molossidae. Gene Ontology annotation, biological process: innate immune response; positive regulation of DNA-templated transcription.